Aplysia californica (California sea hare) is the source of this 2351-nucleotide messenger RNA. Its product is annotated as origin recognition complex subunit 5. Gene Ontology annotation, biological process: DNA replication initiation; DNA replication. Lineage: Eukaryota; Metazoa; Mollusca; Gastropoda; Aplysiida; Aplysiidae. Gene Ontology annotation, molecular function: DNA replication origin binding. The record is from RefSeq and is a predicted model, not a curated record. Gene Ontology annotation, cellular component: nucleus; nuclear origin of replication recognition complex. The coding region runs from base 167 to 1549 and encodes 460 amino acids. The transcript is spliced from 15 exons.
CUGAUGGUGACAGGCGACAGGAGUUAACUCUGAAAUGGCGGGUGCCACAGCUGGAGAGACUGCUGUUUAGUUGGCCUAUUUUGAACUCUAGCAGGCUGUUGUCUCCCUAAGCGGAGAACCUUUUGUAUUGCUGUCAAUGAGGUGAAAGUGAGAACAGAUUUGUACCAUGGAGAUAGACUUAGCACCAGAACCGCCCUCGGAGGGUGUGGCAGACUUGACUUUGGGUUCACAAGUUCGUUGCCGAAAGUACCAAGUGCAAACCCUUCUCUCGUUAUUUGGACAAAGGCAGCACAUGACCCCAGGUGCUCUGUUUGUGUACGGUCACACAGCGACGGGCAAGUCUCUGGUGGUUCAGACUCUACUUUCUUAUCAUAAACUCCCUCAUAUCCUGAUCAACUGUGUUGAGUGUUCAAGCCCAAGGGUCCUGUUUGAGCACAUACUCAACAAUAUACCGCAAAACCCUGAUGCGGAUAUCCCAGACUGUGAUGAUGAUGAUGAGGAGGAAUAUAUACAGUGUGAUGAUAUGACUAGUUUUGUGAGGCAGCUGACCAAUAUCGUGUCUGAAAAGCCCUUUGGAGAACAAACCUUGUACAUUGUAUUAGACAAAGCCGAGCGACUGCGAGACUCUCACAUCUUUAUGUUACCUGCUUUACUUCGUCUUCAGGAACUGACUGGUCUCAACAUCUGCACCAUUUUGAUCUCCGAAAUUGUAUGGGAGAAAUUCCGAUUCGGGACAGGAUUCAACGAGCCAUAUUGUUUACACUUCCCAGACUACAGUCGGCAUGAACUAAUGGAAAUCAUGUGCCUGGAUUCUCCGUCUACAUGUGACAAAGAGUUGUAUUCAAUGUACAUCAACAUCGUCCUGUCAGUUUUCCACAUGGUCUGCAGAGACCUCAGAGAACUGCGACAUCUCGCAAAAUUGAAUUUUCCAUACUUCAUAGAACCUGUUCUGAGCGGGGAAGCGGAUGCUACUCAGACAAGGAAGCUUUGGCGGAACAUUGAACCACACCUUAAAAAAGCUUUAAAAAGUGUCUACUUGAGGGAGGUGUCCAGUCAGCAGUGGGAGAAAAUGCAGCAGGCUGAGCUGGAAAACCCUGAUCUGGAACAGACUCUAACUCCAUCCCAUAGAUGCCAAGUAGAGCUACCAUAUUAUUCCAAAUUCCUGUUGAUAGCUGCUUACCUGGCUUCAUACAAUCCCAUGAAGUAUGAUCGCAGGUUUUUUGCCAAAAAUGCAGGUAAAGUGUCCAAACGCUCCAAACUAGUGAAAAAAAAUGAGCGGGCCAGCAACCAUCUUUUAGGCCCCAAAGUAUUCCCGAUUGACAGACUCAUGGCAAUAUUCUACUCUAUUGUGGAGGGGAAAGUGGUCCCUUCUGCUCAUAUUUAUGUACAGAUCAGCUCUUUGGUAAGCUUGCAUCUGCUGAGCCAGGUGAAAGGAGAGGAUAGAAUCGGCAUGCCAAAAUACAAGUGUCUAAUCACUUUGGAUUUUAUCAGGUCCAUUGCAAGGACUGUUCAGUUUGAUGUGAUGAGGUACCUGUAUGACUUUUUGUGACCUGAAUCGACUUCAUAUAGAUAUUACUUUCAACAAAUAAUGACAAGCUGCAUUUGUAAGCCACCUAUGUAUUGUGUUCUACAGUUUUUGCUGAAUUUGUUUGAAGUUGAAAUUGGAAUGGCAUUUCGUUUGUUCAGAUAAUUUUUUUGCAUUGUGCAAAAUGUUUUUGGCAUGUCAUGUUUAAUGUCAUGAGGUUUUUAAAAAUAGUUUACACUUUCUGUAAAGACAGUCGAAAGAAAAUGAAAGAGGAAAAUUUGUGUAAACAAAAUUCAGCCGUUUUUGCUGUAUUAACCUUUUCUGGACUGCAGAAGUUGGAUUAAAAUUUGUUUUAUAGCCUGAGUAUUGACACUACUCCCAUUUAUAUCUUGUUUAUAGAGCAUUCAAAAAGAUAAAUAGAGGAGGUGAGACAGACUCUGGUGCUGUAAUGUGGUGCCUUUAUUCUCUGGUUUUGUUUUUUUGUUUUAUAUAUGUAAAGUUGAGUUAUGCUGUACUAAUUUCUCCUCUUUAAAUGUUCACUUCUGAGAAAGAUCAGUUCGACUGAGAUUUAGGUAGGUGCGUCAGUCAACGAUGUUAUUAUUUUUUUCUCUCCUGUUUAUGUUUUUGAAAACAAGAAGUCAUUGGUUUGACCUGUUUCAGAAUCUUUUUUAUUCAAGUCUAUGUGACAAUGAUGUUGAUAAAAGUAUGAGAGGUCAUCUGCGCUUUGGUCGUACUUUUUUGUGUUUUAAUUAUCACUACUUCAUGCAUGUUGUUCUUUGCUUAAUUGUUGGGCUUAUGAUAAUAAAUCUGACAUGUUAUCAUCAUU